CGAUAAUGUGACUAAAAUCUAAGGUUACUAAAGUUACGAUUUUUAUCUGUAUGUAUUUUCAGAGGUUGCCGUUUCAAGGGUGGCUUUACAAGAGAUUGGAUCUUGUACAUAUUCAGUCUUUUCUGUUUUAUUCAACGUCCAUUACUAAUUCGUUGGAUACUGUCUCUGUAUAUAAUGAAAAUGGUCUACCUAAAAUUAUCAUCCCAUUGCCUUCUAGACGAGAAGCAUGUUCUUUUAUUCUCAAACCAUUACAACACACAGUCGGGGAUUUAUCAAACUUUAUAAAAUGUGAAGAUAGUGGCGUCGAUCGAAUAACAUUUUUUAGUGAAGAUGGGACGAGGAUCGCAAGAUCAAAUUCGAUUUCCGAUCUACUUACUUCUGAUUUUCACAUACUUAUCAAUGACCAAAAAUACUAUGUAGAUACGUCGUCAAUCUCCUCCCAGUUUACUGCAUUGCCGAAAGAUUUAGCAAAUGUUCGACAACUAAUCUCAAAACUUGCCAAUGCCAUUCAUGUUGAUGAAUUUUAUGCACAAAAGCAACAACAACUUGAGAAAUGUAUAGAAGAUGUGAAUCUGCAAUUGGAACCAUUUGAAAAGAAAAAGUCAGUCAUUGCUGUACAAGCAGCACAGCGAACACGUUGGCUUACUUGGCUUGGAUUAGGUGCAAUGGGUAUACAAUUUGGAUUACUGGCAAGGUUAACAUGGUGGGAAUAUUCCUGGGAUAUUAUGGAACCCGUGACAUAUUUUGUUGGUUAUGGAACUAGCAUGGCUAUGUAUGCCUAUUAUGUGAUUACACGACAGGAUUACACACUUCCCCAAGUAUUUGAUCGUGAAUAUCUUAAAAGCUUUUAUAAAUCAGCUGAUAAAUCAUCAUUUGACGUACAGCGUUACAAUGAAUUACGUGACGAACUAGCUCAUUUGAAAUCAGAACUACGUCGUCUUAAAGAUCCUCUUUUAUAUCAGUUACCUUUACAACAAACUGAAUAUAUGAUACCUGAACAAGUUGAAAAUAUUCUAAACCAAACUAAGAAUUCACCGCAAAAAUAAUAACAAAAAAGUCAGCAUCUGUACUUCGUUUAAUGUUUUUACUGUUUUAUUUCAUGCCAGUUGAUCUCAACUAUAAUUCAUGACACUACAGUACUUAUUAUUAAUUUUUCUCUUUCAUUUUACUAAUUUUACUGUAUUGAUAUUUUUAUCCCAUACAUCCUCUCGUUUGUAGUUUAGUUUGUCCAGCACAUUGCCGUUGUGACGUCUCUUUACUUUUGUCUUUGUUAUGAGUGAGGAAUACAAAUAAUGAUAAUGAUUAGUUUCAAUUAUGAAUCUCUGUAAUAUAGUAUGUUUUUAUUUCUGUUUUUCUACAUGUUCACAUCAAACAUAUUUUUUAACUUCGACCUAAAUACUUCAGCUUAGCUUCUUCAAUGCAACACUGAACAGUUCAGCAUUAAAAAGAAACAAUGAAAGAAGAGUGUACUCACCAAAAAAUAUGAAUUUAUUGUUUGUUUCUCAUCGUUAACUUUAUUUUUUAAAUAAUUUUCUUAUGUGAAUAAAAUGAGGACAAUUAUUGACUGACUUUUAAAGAAUAAUAUUUAUUGUGUUUAACUGAGGUAACUAUUCUAUGUCCAGAAUGUCUUUCGUUAACUUCUUUUAACAAAAAGAACAAAAUAAAUUUAAGGAAUCGUGAGACGUUUUACUGGGCUUUUGUAUGAACUAUGGAUAGAAAUCAGUCUAUUAUUUUAAAUUGAAUAAAUGACUAAUAUCAUAACUCAUUUCAUUAGUUCGAAUUUGUCUUUGUUUGUAUGUUUAGUGUGUUUGUUUCUAUUACAUAUAUAUUGACUGACGUAUAUAAUUGGCUUUAUAUUUUUAUUUGUCUCUAGUUUCCUCACUAUAAAGAUAAGUUAUACAAAUUUUUCCUCUUGUAUACAUCUUAGCUUUGUUAAUUUUUCUUUCUCCAUAUAUGAAUGGUUUCUUUUUAUAGCUUCUGCUCCAUUCUGAUUAUAUUGUUUGUAUCUUUAUCAACACGUAGAAGCUUUUGAUAUUAUAAAUGAUAAAGUAUGAAUAUAAUUUCUAAUUAGGUCUACAUU
This is a messenger RNA of Schistosoma mattheei, 2080 nucleotides long. NCBI's taxonomy places the organism in Eukaryota, Metazoa, Platyhelminthes, Trematoda, Strigeidida, Schistosomatidae. The record is from the annotation of a GenBank genome assembly.